AUGUUGAAAAACACUUUCAAAAGGAAAGCAUUUCAAGCUAUAAAUGUGACGGAAAACUCUUCGGAACCGCCCGUACAAGUAGAUGAGCAAAUUAACGGUUUAACAUCUAGAAUAGACAAGCUCGAAGAAACAAUAAAUAAGCAGAACGAACUGAUAAUGGGAGAACUUGCUUCCAUUAGUAUUUGCCUUCGCCAACUUGUAUCUCGCAAAGAAAAUGACAACUUGAGGAAGAUGUUUCCUGUUGAGACGGAAGAGGAGUUAAUAAAUUUAGAAAACAUUGAAAAUGUGGACNUACAACUUGAGGAAGCUGUUUCCUAUUGA
Rhagoletis zephyria (snowberry fruit fly) is the source of this 321-nucleotide messenger RNA. RefSeq lists its product as uncharacterized. The record is from RefSeq and is a predicted model, not a curated record. NCBI's taxonomy places the organism in Eukaryota, Metazoa, Arthropoda, Insecta, Diptera, Tephritidae.